Molecule: messenger RNA, 2891 nt
Organism: Volvox carteri f. nagariensis
Lineage: Eukaryota; Viridiplantae; Chlorophyta; Chlorophyceae; Chlamydomonadales; Volvocaceae
Exons: 13
Coding region: 105-1607 (500 amino acids)
Cellular component (GO): ribonucleoprotein complex
Molecular function (GO): RNA binding
Source: RefSeq, a predicted model, not a curated record
UUUCGAAUAAGAAAAAUAUCUUGAAGUAGUGGAUGACGCUCUAAGAGGGCGUUUGUGAGGCAUUUAGCCGUGCCCUCGGGGGCCGGAGUCUUUUUGACAGCACUAUGGAGUCAGUCGACGCUCCGCCGGGGAGUCGGCUCUUUAUUGUAUGUGGCAAGAAUGUGGAGGCUGAAACGCUGCAAGGCGCUUUUCGUCCGUAUGGCAAUGUUCAAAACGUUAAGGUCAUUCGUGAGAAAGGAGUGGCUUAUGUCAAGUAUGAUAAGGCAUCUUCAGCCGCUCUUGCUAUGGAGAACCUGAAUGGGGCUGUGCUGAACAAUGGUCGGGGCCCCAAGCUCAAGGUCCUGUUGGCGGAGGCCCCAAAUACAUCGAGGGGCAUGCACCCGCCGAGGCCCGCCGAGCAGGAGAUCAGCUCUGAUCCCGAUAAUAUUCCGCCUCGAUCCCGGCUUUUCAUUGUGGUGCCAAAGCAGGCGGACCCGCAGCAUAUUAAUGAUUCGAUGGCGGCCUACGAUGGUCUCGAGUACUGCAAGACUGACCUCAUCGCUAGCAAGGGAGUGGUGUUCUGCAAGUUCACCAAGGCCUCCUUUGCUCUGCGUGCUUUGGAGGAUGUUGCUUCUCGCAGCACGGUUGGCCCGUACAAAGUCAAGUGUAUGCUCGCGGAGCCGAAGACCAAGCGUGGCCGCGGCGAUGGAUCGCCGCAGGACGUGUUUUCCCCCUUGACCCAGGGUGCUAAGCUGGAUUAUGGGAUUAACCACCAUCUGCCGCCGGAUGCGGCGCACAUGCCCCUUGACUUGCCGAUGGGUCACGCUCUGUCCCCUUCACCGAUGGCCGUUGCCGACUACACCGCGAUUUCGGGUCUCGGCGGCUUGGGUGGGCUGAGCAGCUUCAACCAUCUGGGUGAAGCUGCGAACCUGGCCAACAUGCAGUCGCACCUUUCGGCUCAGGUUGGUGCCCUCAAUUUCAACAUGGGCCUUGGAGGGCUUCACACCAACUCUACUAAUGUGACCCCACACGAUUCGCCCACACUGAGCAAGCAGCGUCUGUUCGUGGUGGUUCACAAGAGCGUCACUCAGGACGUGCUGGCUCGCCUGUUCCGAAAGUUCAAUGGAAUGGAGUAUUGCGACCUUAAGAAGGACCCAGCCACGGGCAGGUCUAAGGGCUUCUGCUUCGUGAAUUAUUCGACCCCGGAGGCCGCAGCAACCGCCGUUGCGCAGCUGAACGGCAUUGAGUUUCCGCCGCACUCGAACCAGCGGCUGAAGGUCAUGUUUGCAGAGCAGCUGGGCACCCGCACCAACAACGGACCUGGUUCAGCGCAUCAUUCCCACCACAGCGGCCAUGCAGCUCAUCACGCAGUUGCGGCUGCCCAGGGUGCCCGCAGCCCGAUGGCCAUGUCGCAGCUUGCCAGCACUCCCAGCCCAGUGCACACACCGCUGUCGCCUGCAGUCAAUCUCUCGCCCGAGGUGAACGUCGCUUCGGUGCAGGAGACGCUGGCGAACAUGUCCUUGCCGCGAGUCGGUUCGGCGAAUGGCGUCGAGGACCUGGACGCGGCUCGCCGCAUGUCUCCAAUUUCGAGCGUGGCCCGGGAGCUCAUGUUCAACGUGGCGGCGUAAGGAGAGUAGAGCAGAGUCGUCACUACUACUGAUGUUACAGUUCAGUUAUUGCAGGAGCCUUGAGGUGGCUAGGGUGCGUGGGCUUUAGCUGUUUGGCAUGCUUUGCUUUUUGACGAAGCCAGACGUUUUUUCAGUUGCCAGGAUGGUGCCGCGUGAGCAGUUAGCAGCAGCAGAUGUGCGGUGCAUAAGUUGCGGCGCCGCAACGUUCAAUCAUCCAUCUACUAAGGAAGGGCAACAUGCUGAUGGUGGCACAGGGGAAGACUAGGUACCGGGCCCUCGCGCGUGUGCCCCAGCCCGUAUACUCACAUAUCUAGAUGGACCGCAACGGAAGCGAUAGGGACAUGAUCUUUCGCAGUGCAGAUGCAGGAAGGUAGGCGUUUUGUACGCGAUUGGUAAUGUCGAGGUUGCAGUUAUGAUGUCAGAAGUGGGAUUCAAAUGAUGGUGCGCAUAUCUUGGCGCAUACCCAUCGCUGUUCCGGCGGGUGUUGGCAGGAUGUUGAUUUGUAGGACAGAAGCAGGCAUGAGCGCGCUCCCACUCAUUUGCUAUCAGGGCUUUGUGAUGUGGUGUUGCAUAUUACGUAAGGAGCAGCAGUGUGUUUAGGUCAGCAGCGUAAGCAGCAUGUGUGAGCGUGUGUUGCAACAGUAGGCCGCGUGUUGCCAUGAGGUGUAGAGUAGAAUUACUGCUGGACUUCUCUCAUAGGCGUAGAUUGCAUUGUACUUGUUUUUAGACUCAACUGCCCUCCAAAAAGCUAUAAAAUUUUAAGUAUCUCAGGCAGUACCAGGCAGAUUUUACGUGUGGUGUUGAGGUCUUCAUGACCAUUCGGAUAGCUCUUGGUCCCGUGGGUAGAGCCAAAUCGCUCAGGGCAAGAGUGUAGGUAGAUAGGACCGCAGGCACUCGGUUAGGCCACUUGACUGCCAGAUAGGAUGGCGGCAUCAAUCAGGGGGAGGUAGAGGUCUGUCAGUUUGACCCACUCACUGUCGAUGGCUGAUUGCCUUAAGUGGUGUUGUUCGACCCCCGUGGAGGUUAUUUGAGAGACGUACGAAAAGUUUAUGUUCCUCGAGGCCGUCGAGGAGAUGGUGUUCGAGAGGCUUGGCUUUACGGUGGGCUGUCUAGAUUCCCAAACUCGCCCCCUUAACUCCGCAUGCCUCGUUCAUUUCUAGGACUGUAAAAGAUUAGCAAAGCUACGUCCCUAUUGAGUCGUCUUCGGAACAUGUAUGCGGUUUGGGAGAACCUUCAAGAAGCAGCAGCUGAGACAGGUGAUUAUCGAAACAGACAGACGACGAG